AUGUUUUUGUUCUCCCUCAAGAAUACUUACGAACGAGCUGAUGCUUUUGAGCAAAAGAAGUACGCUCCUGGAUUCCAUUACAAGUAUAACCAAGUCAUUGAUGAAAUUGGCUUUGGGUCCUACCAGUACAAGAUUAUCGCAACUAUUGCUCUAGUAAAUGUUUCCCUAGGGAUCUUCGCAGGGCUCCUGCCCUUCUUAAUCCCACUCGUAAAAUUAGAAAUUGAGAUGGAAACAUUUGAAGUUGGGCUACUCAUUUCAGCCCAAAGCUUCGGAAGCAUGCUCGGAGGCCUCCUUUUCAGUUACAUCAGUGACUUGAAAGGCAGGAGAAUUUCUAUGCUGUGAGGGAUUGCAACAACAAUCAUCUGUUCUAUUGUCUGUACACUCUUUACGACAUUUUAUCCCUUCGUGCUAGCCAGAUUUGGGGCAGGGAUUGGAUAUGGAGGUGUCUUACCAGUCGGAGUCACUUAUCUUACUGAAUAUCUCCCUGAUCAUAAUAGAGGCUCCUAUCUUCUAACAAUGGAAAUUUUUAGAUCGUUUGGAGGCCUUGUUUGUAUUUUUGUCGCAUUUAUUUCAGAAAACAGCUGGAGGUUCUUUGUCUUGGCUCCAGUGGUUGUUCUCUCCGUAAAUAUGAUUAUCAUCUUCUUUUUCCUCCCAGAGAGUUCCAGAUAUCUUCUCUUUCGAGGAAAAACAGACAGAGUAGUUGAAUUACUUCAAGAUAUGUGAGAACAAAACAGUUGAAAUUUCACUGUACAAUUUUGCGAAAUCGAUAAUGAUGAGAAAAAGAAGAUCAAGAACAGGAAGAAGUCUAUAUGAAACACCUUAUUUGUCAGAAAAUGGGAUAUUACCAUCCCUCUACUUAUGCUCUGGUUCUUCCCUGCCUUUGGAAUGGGAGUAUUUAUCUUCUUGCCUGAAAUUAUGCUUCAAUUAGAGUUCACUAUGAAUGAAAUUUAUAUACUUAAUUCAUUCCUGCUUUUACUACCAAUGCUGGGGAUAUUUAUCACUACAAUCAUAAUCGACUCGUUCGGAAGAAAGCAACUGAUUAGUAUAAGCUCUCUAAUAUCAGGCCUCAGUCUUAUGUGCUUUUUGUUAUACCCACAAGGAACGAAGAAAAUCAUAAUGUUUUAUGUAAUCCUUGGUGUUUUCUCGAUAUUUAUGAAGGUUUACAGAAGUGUCACCUAUGCUUACACACCUGAGGUAUACUCCACUUCGACAAGAACUAGUGCCGUUGGUGUAAUGAGCGCUGCUGAUAGAUUCGCAUCAAUUAUUCAACCAAUAAUAUUUUCAAACCUUGUGUAUACAUCUUUCAAAUUAUCCCUGGCUUGCUUUGGAGCAUGACUGCUGGUCACAUUCUUCUUUUCGUUAUUGCUCACCAAGGAGACUUCGAAUAAGCCUCUGAAGGAGAGUUUCUUGACUGAAACAUCAGACCAUGACAUUGGAAGGAGUGCUCUUUAUACUUCCAUGAUAUCAGAUCAAUAAACAGAGAUAUU
Molecule: messenger RNA, 1487 nt
Organism: Moneuplotes crassus
Lineage: Eukaryota; Ciliophora; Spirotrichea; Euplotida; Euplotidae
Source: the annotation of a GenBank genome assembly